Molecule: messenger RNA, 1082 nt
Organism: Girardinichthys multiradiatus
Lineage: Eukaryota; Metazoa; Chordata; Actinopteri; Cyprinodontiformes; Goodeidae
Product: histone chaperone asf1b-B
Exons: 4
Coding region: 122-715 (197 amino acids)
Biological process (GO): DNA replication-dependent chromatin assembly
Cellular component (GO): nucleus
Molecular function (GO): histone binding
Source: RefSeq, a predicted model, not a curated record
CGCAGAGGUGUGACUAGUAGAUCUGCUACUAAUAUUCGUGUGAGUGCGCGGCUGUUAAAGCUUUCCCCGGGAAACUGGACGUUUGUUUUUUAUUAGCCCCGAGUUUAGCGCUCCAGCAACAAUGGCAAAGGUACAAGUGUUGAAUGUGGCCGUCUUGGACAACCCGAGUCCUUUUGGAAACCCUUUUCAGUUUGAAAUCACGUUUGAGUGUAUGGAAGACCUCCCUGAAGACCUAGAAUGGAAGAUCAUCUAUGUUGGUUCAGCAGAGAGUGAGGAGUAUGACCAAAUCUUGGACUCUGUUUUGGUUGGUCCUGUACCUGCUGGGAGACACAUGUUUGUUUUUCAGGCUGAUGCCCCAAACACUGGUUUGAUUCCUGAAAGUGAUGCUGUUGGCGUAACCGUAGUUCUAAUUACAUGCACUUAUCGUGGCCAAGAGUUUAUACGCAUCGGUUACUACGUGAACAACGAAUACACAGACCCAGAGCUUCGUGAAAAUCCUCCAAUCAAGCCGGACUACACACAGCUUCAGAGAAAUAUUCUAGCAUCAAACCCACGUGUUACAAGAUUCCACAUAAACUGGGAAGGCUGCGCAGAGAGAAUGGAAGACUCUGAAAACGUGGAUCCUUCAUCAAACUCUAUGCUGCCCCCGUCCUGUCUGCCAGGCAAGGCCCCACCUGUGGGCAUACCACCAGAUAACUCUAUGGAUUGCUUAUAGAGAUACCCAAAAGGUGAUGGUUGACAGCAAAUUACCUUCUUUUUAAAGGAUGCCUAUGGACAUUCUAGUGUGGGUAAAAUUAUUUACAGAUCUCUCAGCCUUACUACUUCUACAGCAGCUAUAAAACAAUACAACUAAACAAAAUUUAACUGUAUGCUGCUCUCUGAGUUGCCCACAUUUUUUGGUUGCGGAGUGGAUUUAUAAUUGUUUUUGACAUUACAGCACUGAAGUAUUAGACAUAAACAGCAAUAUGUAUUAAGGAGUUUGAUAAUCUAAUAUUUGUUAAAUUGCACUUAAACUUGUCCUAGUUAUUUUUUUUUUUUUGUCCUGAUUGCUGUUUUGUUACAAAUAAAGAAACAUUGUUAUA